UUACACCUCUUCCAUUUAGACAAUAAACAAGACAGCAAUAUACAACUAGAGCUAUACAGUUUCUAUCUUCACAAUGGAGGACACUGCAGACAACAAGAAUCUUUAUGAAGUCAGUGAGUAUGAUGGAAAGGAUGACUUCCCUCAUCAACCCAUCAGUAACAUUGAAAUACAUGAUAGCAUCACAACUGGAAGGAAAGGCCUGCUUGUUCUGGUAGGCAUUCAAGCCUUCAUAAUCCUUAUCCUUAUAAUACUACUGGGUAUCAAUGGUGUUACACUAACACACUUGAAUACAGUAGAUAUGUGUGAUAGUACUGGAGCUAGUACUGGAGCUAGUACUGGUGGUCUUGGAAACACAGCAACUGAUAAUGCAACUGCUCAAAUACUUGACAUUACCAGACGCAUCCUUAGCUACAAGGCCAAUGAUACAAUGUAUGCUCAAAGCAGUGCUAGUAUGCUUCAAGGUCUCAGUGCUAAUGUGAGCCAACUCUCCCAGCAGUUGGGGACCACUGAUGAUAAGAUUGAUGAUAUCAGGAGCAUGGGCUAUGAGCAAAUGGGUCUCUUCCUUAACAUGUCUGACUAUCUUUAUCAAGUACUUCAGACAACAGGACAGUCUGCUCAAAGGCUCGUAAACAUUGUUAGUACUCUCUCUAAUAUCAAGGACACAGCUACCUCUGCUGCUGGAGUAACUGAUGAUAUACUAGUCAUAGUUGAAGAACUGCUACAGUUACAGAAUGUCUCUUCACUCUUCAAUUCCUUGACACCAGUCUCUUGUAAAGAUGUCAAGGUAGUCCUACCUAACAGUCCUUCUGGUUGGUAUAAUCUUAACAAUCAAAACACUUACUGUAAUAUGGAGGAGCUGUGUAGUUCAGGAGGAGGAUGGACAAGACUAGCAUAUCUGGAUAUGUCUGAUGCUACACAGAACUGUCCUUCUGGGUUUAACACAUACAACUCAGGAGGAGUUAGAGCUUGUGGUAGACAUACAAGUGGUGCUGGCUGUGCUUCUGUUACAUACCCAUCUAAUGGUAUCAGUUAUUCUCAAGUGUGUGGUAGAGUUACAGGAUAUCAAUAUUAUUCAACAGAUGCAUUUUAUGGACCAAGUGACAUCAAUUCUUAUUACGUUGAUGGUGUUAGUAUCACUCGUGGGUCUCCUCGUCAACAUGUCUGGACACUAGCAAACGGCAUCACUGAUACUUAUAACAAUAAUCCUAGCAUUAUAUGUCCAUGUGCAACAGGGAGCUCCCAGACUGUCCCAUCUUUUGUGGGAAGCCAUUACUUCUGUGAGUCUGGUAAUCAUGCUUCUGGUUGGCUUUCUACACUCUACACAUCUGAUCCACUCUGGGAUGGCCAAGGUUGUGGAGUACUCGAAGCUUCUUGUUGUUCAGCUCCUGGUAUCCCAUGGUUUCACAGAGACUAUGGUAACACUACCACUACUGACUAUAUUGAGUUGAGGGUGUGCAGUGAUCAGGAAAAUGCUAAUGAAGACAGUCCUGUUGGCUUUUAUGAGAUUUAUGUCAAAUGAUUUGACUGAUGUUUCAAGCUCCUAUUAUGAUUAUUACUUGCAUGCUUUCAACUAACAUUCUUUUUUGCUAUAACACUAUAUAUUUGCUAUUAGCAAGUACUUGCUAUCAUUAUUAUGUAUCUGCUAUUUUCCAUUGUUAUAUAGAAGACUGUAUCUUAA
Molecule: messenger RNA, 1678 nt
Organism: Amphimedon queenslandica
Lineage: Eukaryota; Metazoa; Porifera; Demospongiae; Haplosclerida; Niphatidae
Exons: 2
Coding region: 74-1519 (481 amino acids)
Source: RefSeq, a predicted model, not a curated record